UCUAGCGUUCUUUCUAGAGCAAAGAAAGAAUGAAUUUUGCCGUCUUAAAGACUGAAAAGUAAAUUCGAAAGGCGCUUUUUUAAAUUUAUUGGCGCGACAUUUUUUUUAGAACAGCUUGCUUUAAAAGUUACAAACAAUUUAUUCUUUUUUUGAACCUGUUGAUUAUUUUCAAUAUAUAAUUAUUACAAUUUCCAAUGUAAUUGUGAUUUUCUCAAAUUCUAUAUAUUAUCAAUAUCAAUAUCCGUCCCAAAUUCAAAAUUCGCAACUAAAUUCAUCGAAAGAUUGUAAAAGAAAGGAGACAAGAUUUACCAAAAAAUGAAGAAUUGACAAAUUUACAUCAACAAGUUUAUGAAAUUUGACAGCUUAUUGCUUUUUUUUUUGAAUUAUUCUGUUCGAAAAAGACUGCCGAAAAUAUAAUUUUGCACGUUGAUUCCACGACGUGCGUUUUCCCGAGAAUAUGUGCUCCCGAUUGUUCCUACUCCUAAGUUCGGCGGUGCGUUUUGUUGCCGUGAUUGGACUGGGCGGAGAUGCAGACGCGACCAUUAACAAGAGACCAACGACAGCCGGCGAGCCCAGAAUCAUCUCGAUGUCAGACUUGAUGUACCUGGAUGAGCAGAAUUCAGUGACCUUGACGUGUACCGUGACCUCUGACCCCGCACCUGUCCACUUGUCUUUCCAGUGUGGAGAAAGACACUACCCUAUAGAUGAUUUGGAUAAGCCAGAUGAGCAGGGGCCGGACUCGAAGUCGUUCAAAAUGAAGUUCGAGAACAGUUUUGUUCGUGAGACUAUGGAACUCUCUGCCUCCAAAGGGGGCACUGGUGAUUCUAUGAAAUGUGUGUGCAGGAUUUUCAGUCGGUCUGGGCGAGAAACCACUAGCGAGCCAGCGGAAAUCCGAAAAGCCACACUGGACUCACACUUUUUCUUCGAGCCCAAGAGCCAGGCAGUAUUGAGGGGGGAGAGUGUGACUUUGAGGUGUGUGCCCCCCACCGGAGACCCCGCCCCCCGAAUGACGUGGGAGAGGAAUGGCCGGGAGUUGAAGCCAGAGAAGAACAAGUACCGCUUCAGCGACGAAAAAGGUACGACCAGUUUGGAAGUGCUCAACUUCCGGGAAGAGGAUGUAGGAAACUACUCCUGCAUCGCUUUCAAUGUGCUCAAGCAACCUCGGAGAAGCAAGGCCGCAAAGCUGGACAUCGCUUACCACGAGACGUGGCUGGAGUGGCAAGGCUGGAGUGAGUGCAAAGCAGCCUGUGGGGAAAUGGGUAGAAGGGUGAAAUACAGGAUGUGCUGGAAUGAAGACUUGCAGAAGGAAGGCACUGGCUGCUUCGCUCUGUCCACUGAGUCUGAAAAAUGCCAGGGCUCUUGUGACGGGGAUAUCGGGAGAAUCAGAGGGGGAGGGGGAGGGGGAGGGGGAGCGGAUGCAUUCGGAAGUGGAACAUCGAACGGGGGCGGAUCCCAAUUCGCAAACAGCGUCACUAUGAAUAUCGACCCGCGGCCAAGAAACAACGCGGAUCUCCACAGCGAGCAGAGAAAGCGAGACCAAGCAGUGAUGGUCGGAGUAAUCUCUUCCGUAAUCAUGUUCGUAGUUGUCGCCCUUGUUGUCGUCCUGGUGCUGUACCGGAAGAGCAGAAGUGUCGCCCUUCAUAAAGCCUAUCCGAGCGGGAGAGUGGGAUCUUCACAUAACCAUAUAGCCUCUGUCUACUCCCCUAACAGCAUUGUGGUUUCAAAACACGGAGAAACACAAGUCGCCCGACUUCUCGACGACAUUUACCACUAUAACACUUCGCCCGAGAUCAUCGCCAUGCCUCCUUGCAGUCAAUCAAUGAUGUCAUCCGGAGGCUACAACACCUCACCGGGACAACCGAUGUACUUCGUGGAACCGAACGGUGUCUACAAACAUCAGCAAACCAUGUACCCCAAUGGAACCAUAAUGACCCCUAAUGGCCUUUCUCCUGGAUCAGGUGAAGUCAUGGUUCCUAUGAUACCCAUGAAAAGUAUGGACGGAGGGAGCCAUACAAUGCCACACAUGGGAUCACCGCAGUCCAUGAGUAAUGGCAUGGUAGGUGACCAUUACUCGUCAAUAGCCAAUGACGUCACUACUUUCAACGAGGGAGAGUAUCAACUGGACGAAGAAGCCGACCAAUCAGAGAGCUGCAAUAAAACGGAGCAAAGUGGAUCGUCAUCAGGCCGCAAGAAAUAUGAACGACUUUCAAACGACAGUGGUUGUGAAGACCCUACCUCAAACGGAGCUUUAGACCAAGGCCUCGGAGGUCGAUGUCUAGUCGCUUCAAAGAGAUUCUACGAAGCCCAAAACGAAAUACUCCAAUCUGUCAUCGACGAGAAAUUUGUCAUCGCUACUUUCACCUCUUCUGGCGGACGUCUCUGCCUGCCAAGAUCCGGAGUCUCGCUUUUGGUUCCAGAAGGAGCCAUUGCUCCUGGGAAGAGUCAAGAAGUCUAUCUCGCGAUCUCAAAUGAAGAUAGAGAAAGACCUAAAUUACCUGACGGAGGCACAAUUCUAAGUCCAAUAAUUGUCUGUGGACCUUCAAAUGCUCAGUUUUUGCGUCCUGUAGUGCUAAGUUUCGCCCACUCAGCUUUGAACCCGAUGAGUGAUUGGACCCUGAGUGUGUUACAUGGUACUGUGGUGACUAGGAGUGCCUGGCAGAAUUUGUUGAUUUUGGGGGAGGAGAAUCUGAACUCGGCUGCUUUUUGUCAAAUGGACGAAGAUAGAUGCCACAUUUUGAUUGAGAGCAUACACGACAAGUACUGCCUGGUUGGAAAGAGCAAAGUGGGAAAAACUGCCACAAAGCGCCUCCUUCUCUCCGCUUUCGCCCCGGCUGCCCUUCGUCUGCAGGACUACAACAUCCGCAUCUACUGCGUGGACGACACCCAGGACGCCCUGGAGAACGUGAUCGACUUCGAGAAGAAGAGUGGGGGAGUGAUGAUGGACUGCUGCAAGCUGAUGCAUUUCAGAGACAGUCCGGACAGUGGGCUGCAUCUGGCCCUGACAGAGUUGUCCAUGGGCUGGAGAUGCAAAGUGUCCAACCACCAACAGAGCGUGCCAUUCAACCAUAUCUGGUGUGCGAUCCAGAGCAGUCUCCACGCCUCCUUCUCCCUCGAACAGCCCAAGGGGGGCAACAACAACAACAGGGCUAGUGGGGGAGGGGGGCACCAGUGGCUGGAGACGAAGAUAGAGGCGUUCCAGAUGUCCUCAUAUGAUAUACACAGCUUCACAAUCCGUCUGUCUGCCAAUGACGCGGCCCUGUUGAAGCGUGGCGUGGUUGACUUGACCCCCACUGGCGUGUAUGACCCCCCAGGACUAGUGUUCAGACUCUCCUCCCACGUUAGAGUUAGGAUCUGCCAGGUGAUGGACUCCCCCUCCUACUCACAGCACGACUGGGUGUUCCUCGCUAAGAAACUCAACUUCGACCGGUACAUCAACUAUUUUGCCAGCAAAAACUCGCCUACUUCUCAUAUUUUGGACUUGUGGGAGGCGAGAAACCGACAAGACUCGGCCGUACGAGAACUGAUCUGUGCAAUCAAAUCCAUGAACAAACACGACCUGGCUCACUUCGUCGAAGCCGAACUGGGCGCGCGAGUCGUCUAACGAAAUAUUACGCAAUAGCUUAUACGUAACUGUAUGAAACUACGAUAAAUCAGCAGUCAAUGAUUUAAUUGAUGACAUAAUAGAUUUGUCGCCGCAAUUGGAUACACCAGUAGUUACUAUUGAAAACUCGAAAAAACUAUUUGUUCUUGAAAUCUUUAAUAUGGUAGAAAACUUAAUUCGUAACACUAACGCCAAUGUUGAUAUUAAUUUUUGUUUAA
Messenger RNA from Symsagittifera roscoffensis, 3819 nucleotides. Its product is annotated as netrin receptor UNC5C-like. Gene Ontology annotation, molecular function: protein binding; netrin receptor activity. Gene Ontology annotation, cellular component: membrane. Gene Ontology annotation, biological process: netrin-activated signaling pathway. The record is from RefSeq and is a predicted model, not a curated record. NCBI's taxonomy places the organism in Eukaryota, Metazoa, Xenacoelomorpha, Acoela, Convolutidae. The transcript has 14 exons. The coding region runs from base 458 to 3601 and encodes 1047 amino acids.